AUGGCGUCAGACGAGGCUCAGAUUGCUGCGAGUGUGCAGGCUCGAGCUGCGCAAGUGCAGGGGCUACUGGCUCAGCGGAAGCACGAGGAGGCCGUGCGUGCAGCACUGGAAGAUCCGCCUCUGCAGUCGAAGAACAACGCUGUGAAGGACGAGAACGCCAAGGUCGUGAUGGCUGCUCUGGUGGCGUGUAACAAGGGCGAGAUGCAGCGCACGAUCGACUCGCUUAGCGUGGCUCUGGAGGACAAUCUGAUGAAGUUUCUCAUGCGGUUUCUGGGCAUCGCGUCGCAGAGUGCGACGAUGCUUGAGUGGCACCAGAAGCUCGUGGCCAAGGCUGGCUCGGGCUGCGUGAUGCGCGCGUUUACGGAGCGGAAGCAGGUGUGA
Peronospora matthiolae is the source of this 381-nucleotide messenger RNA. NCBI's taxonomy places the organism in Eukaryota, Oomycota, Peronosporomycetes, Peronosporales, Peronosporaceae. The record is from the annotation of a GenBank genome assembly.